This is a messenger RNA of Amoebophrya sp. A120, 18069 nucleotides long. The record is from the annotation of a GenBank genome assembly. NCBI's taxonomy places the organism in Eukaryota, Dinophyceae, Syndiniales, Amoebophryaceae.
AGCAAGAUCGAACGUUUUGUUUGUUGUUUCCGACUUCAGUUUUGGUUUUGUGUUUUCGUCAAAAAGUUGUAUCUGAUACUGAUUCUAUUUCUACAUUACCGGAAGACCGCAGCCUUCCACUGCUUUGCCCACAAUGGUGGAGCACAUCAAGAAGUCCCUGAAGCUGUUUCGCAAAGCCGAAGCACCGCCUAUUUCUUUCGCCCAGAAGAACGCCGUCUCCACCGCCGGAUUUGAAAUUUUGGAAUCUGAACUCUGUUACCACGUUUUGGGCAUUGACGAAACGAACGACAUUUUGAACAAAAUCCUACAAAUCACAAACUGUGCAGGAACUUCGAUAAAGAACAGUGGAAGUAGUACGAGCAGCUUCCUCGUUAUUCGCAGAAAGAAACCCAUCGUCCCCAUCCAUUUUAUGCAUGACAAAGACUGGAUUUUAUGCGUGUUAUGCAUGACAAAUUGGAUGGCGACGGGUGUUUUUUCCUGGAUACUCGUCGAAGUUGGGCCGCGGCAACAAUUCACCUCCGCGCAGAGCACGCACUCGGUGAGCAUUGCGAAGGGGUGCGGGCUAGCAGAUGUGGAGCGGAUCGAAGUGACGAAACGGUUUCUGGUGAAGGCACCAGAGACCUCAAGCGCUGGCGAUGGUGCUGCAGCGAAGAAAUUUUUCGAGUCCUUGGUCCACGACCGCAUGACAGAAUGUGUGUACGAGUUUGAGGACAAAGAUGCUGCUGCUACGCUGUUCUCCAGCUCGUCUUCUGAAGCGACGACCGACUCUGACACCACAACCCCCUCCACAUCUUCCUCCGGUGUCAAAUCCAUCCGGGUCCUCUCCGCGGGUACAAAGGAUGCCGGGAUCGCCGUUUUGAAAGCUUUCUCCGAGGAACAGUCCCUUGGUUUUGACGAGAACGACCUCUCCUACUACUACAGCUUGUACACCGAGAAUCUGAAACGGGACCCGACCGACAUCGAGCUCUUCGACCUGGCGCAGGGGAAUUCGGAGCACAGUCGACAUUGGUUUUUCGGCGGGAAAAUGAUGAUUGACGGUAUUGAGAAGGAGAAAACUUUGUUCCAAAUCGUGAAAAACGCGUACAAAUUGAAGCAAAAAAACGAGGAACUCGAUUGCUCCACCAUCGCGUUCGAAGACAACAGUUCCGCGCAGCGGGGUGCGAAGGUGAAAAUCCCCCUGCCGCUGGGAGGAAACGGGAUGAUCUCCGCUCCGUACAUAUGCAAUACAAAUUUCCUGUACUCUUUCAAAUUGCAUGACAACUUGGCUAACUUAGAGUUCGCUGUCUGUCAUGCUGAGUAGGAUUGAAGGCAAAUUUUGUCAUGCGGAGACCGCAUUGAUUUCGAUUUGUGUGGUGCGUACGGGAAAUUUGCUUUGGAUACUACAAAUUGACCGAACAGGAUUUAGACAUCACCCUCACCGCGGAGACGCACAACUUCCCCUGCGGGAUCGCCCCUCUUCCCGGUGCGGAAACGGGGUCAGGCGGGCGGAUCCGGGACAACCACUCGACGGGCUGCGGCGCGUACGUGCAAGCGGGGAUUGCGGGGUACUGUGUGGGGAAUUUAGAUCUCCCGAAGACGGAGAAUUACGCCGGUUGUGUGUGGGAAAAGGAAGUGUUGGAAAAGUGUAGCGAAUUGUCAAUCUCCGAUAAAACGUCGAAAAACGAGCCGCUUUACCCGGAAAACAUGGCGAAACCGCUGGACAUUUUGGUCUCCGCCUCGAAUGGCGCAUCGGACUACGGGAACAAGUUCGGCGAACCACUGGUUGCGGGGUUUACCAGGAGUUACGGAUCGAUCGUCGAAAGUCCUGCUUCAGAAGAAGAUGUUGGGGGAAAUAAACCCACAACCGAGCGCGUCGAGUGGAUCAAACCGAUUAUGUUUUCCGGCGGUUUGGGCCGGAUGCUCCACCGGCACGUGAAAAAACACGAGCCAGCACCGGGGAACCUGAUCAUCAAAAUCGGCGGCCCGGCGUACCGGAUCGGGGUUGGCGGUGGCGCGGCCAGCUCCAUGGUGGCGGGCGACAACAAAGCCGAGCUGGAUUUCAACGCGGUGCAACGAGCUGACGCAGAGAUGGCGCGGAAGUGCGAGUGUGUGAUCCGGGCGUGCUUGGAAUUGGGGGAGAAAAAUCCGAUUUUGUCCAUCCACGACCAGGGCGCGGGGGGAUCUGGGAACGUUUUGAAGGAAAUCGCGUACCCAGCUGGGGCGAAGAUCCAGUUGGACAAAAUGUUGAUCGGCGACAACACCAUGACGGCGUUGGAGCUGUGGGUCGCGGAAUUCCAGGAGAACGACGCGUUGUUGAUAGACAGCAAAAAUCUGGAUUUGUUUGAAAAGAUCUGUAAACGGGAGCAAUUGUCCUUCUCUUGUGUCGGGGAAAUCACGGGGGAUGGAAAAAUCGUGGUCCACUACGGGGAGGAGAAAAUCGUGGAUUUACCAUUAGAAGCGGUUUUGGGGAAGAUGCCGCAGAAAACUUUUGUCUCCGACCGGAUCAAACCGCGAUUCCCCUACCCGAUCGACAGUCUGCAACCCCCGCUCCCCUUCUGCGGCACGCCGCCGACGGAUGUGCCAGCGAAGUCCCUGGCGGCGGAGUUGGCGGAGAAGGAUUCAUCUGGUGAAAACAUCACGGUCAAACCCUCCCCAACCGCUUCCGUCGGAGCGGCGUUGGAUCGCAUUUUACGCUUGAUUUCCGUCGGGUCGAAGAGGUUCUUAACCAACAAAGUCGACCGCUCCGUCACCGGCUUAGUCGCGCAACAGCAAUGCGUUGGACCCCUGCACACACUAUGGCGUUCUCAAAUGUUACAUUCUCAACUGUUACACGAUUUUUUGUCAUGCAAAAUUACACUCAGAAUUGACACGAUCAAGCUGCUUUGCAUGACAUCAAAUUCUCGAAGAGCCAAACAGGCUGAGAAUCUGGGCCGAAUCUGUCAUGCAAGACGCGCAAGGUCACCCCUUUCACUUUUGCCAUUCUUGCAUCACAAAUUUAUGUAAUAGUUGAGAAUUAUGUAACAGUUGAGAACGCCAUACACACCUCUCGCGGAUUGUGCGGUCGUGGCGCAUUCCCCGUUAACGACGGACGGCGCUGCGGUUUCGAUCGGGGAGCAGCCGCUAAAAGGUCUUUCCGGGACCAUUUCCGACCUCCAGAAGCAGGCGAAACUCACUGUUGCGGAGGCAGUUUUGAAUCUCAUCGGCGUACAGAUUGAAGGUGGGUUAGACAACGUCCGCGCAAGUGGGAAUUGGAUGUGGCCGGCGAAGUUUCCCGGCGAAGGGGCGCGAAUGUACGACGUGUGUGAGGCCCUGUGCAGCUCUAUCGAGUACCUGGGCCUCGCAAUCGACGGCGGGAAGGACUCGUUAUCCAUGGCGACGCGAACGAAAACCAACGGCGUCGUGAAGUGCCCGGGGGAGGUGGUCUUAACCUGCUACGCGAAGGUGCCGGACGUGCGGAGAAAGAUUACGCCGGAGUUCAAGAAGGCGGGGUCACGGAUUCUCUUUGUGGAUCUCGGGAUGGAGAGAAUCGAUUCCAGUUCCCCUUUGGUGAAGGGGGAAAUGAAGUGGAAGUUGGCCGGGACGGCGCUCGCGCAGGUCUACGACUGGAACGUUUGCGGGGCGUGCGAUGUGGAUUUGGAGAAGUUGAAGAAGGUUUUUGAAAUUUUCCAGACGGACAAGGUGUUUGACAAAAUUCUUUCCGUCCACGACAUUUCCGACGGUGGGUUUUUGACCUGUUUGCUGGAGAUGUGUUUCGCGGGGAACUUCGGGGCGGACGUGAGUGUGAAUUGCUCAGAAUCGGAGGUAAGAUUUGGAAUUGAAGAUGCGGGUGCAUGAUUUCUCUUGCAGUGUUGUGUAGUAAGCAUGCUUGAAGUCAGAAUGCUCGUUGAAAUGCAAAAAUAUAAAUAGAUACAUCAAAUUCAUCGUCAUCUCAUCAGGCCCUCGGUUUCCUGUUUUCCGAAGCACCCGGUCUACUCCUCGAAGUUGACGACGAAGACGCGUUUGAAGUCAUUGACGCAUUGAACGCCGUCACGGUUGGAAGAACAUUAGAGGACGACGUGAUCAUCGUUAAAACGACGCGCGAACAGGAGCUGCUCCCCGCAACCUCCAUGCGCCAACUCCGCGACACCUGGGAGUCCACUUCGUUCGAGUUGGAGAAGCAGCAGUGCGAGAAAACCUGUGUGGAAGAGGAAAGGAUGGGAUUGCUGACGAGAACCGGACCGAAGUUCAAAAUUGAUAACUUUGAGAAGUUGGAUUUCGACUUUUUGAAGAAAUCAACCGACGAAUCGCCGAAAAUCCCCGUCGCUGUUCUGCGCGAAGAAGGUUCCAACGGGGAACGGGAGAUGUCCUGGGCUUUAUCCGCAGUCGGUUUUGAGCCGUGGGACGUCACCAUGUCUGAUCUGCAAUCCGGAAAGAUUCAACUGAACCGGUUUCAGGGUGUGAUUUUCGUCGGCGGUUUUUCUUUCGCGGACACGCUCGGUUCCGCUACCGGCUGGGCGAUGAAAAUCAACUGUGAUGAAGCGUUGAAGAAGCAGUUUGAUUUGUUCAAAUCCAGACCCGACACGUUUUCCCUGGGAAUUUGCAACGGGUGCCAACUCAUGAGCCAACUGGAUUGGCUCGGGCAGGGGGUAAAACUGAAGCACAACAAAUCCGGCCGGUUCGAGUCCCGGUUUUGCUCGGUGAAAUGCUCUUUCCAAGAAGACGCACCGGAGGAAACAACGAAGACGAACUCUGUUUGGUUAGACGGGCUGACUGAUUCGGUUUUAGGAGUUUGGAUUUCCCACGGGGAAGGGCAGUUUGAGAUUGAACAGGAGGGCAACGCUGUUGGUGAGAAGUGCAAGCCGUGUUUCUCCUAUGUGGACGACGAGGGGAAGCCGACGGAGACGUACCCGAUGAACCCGAAUGGGUCGAAAAACGGGGUUGCUGGUGUUCUCUCUUCCGACGGCCGGCAUUUGGCCUUCAUGCCGCACCCGGAGAGGAGCUUCAUCUCCUGGCAGGUUCCGAUCAACAACUGUGGCGGCAUGCCGACCAUCGCGUCCGAGGUGAAUGAAAACGUGAGCUACACACCGUGGGUGAAGUUGUUCCGGAACGCUUACGAGUGGGCUUUGAAAACGAGGAAAGCGGAGGCUGGUUGUGAGAAAAAAUCGCUGCUGCAGAUCAUCUCGGAUUCGGAGAUCCCAUCUCCGACGAAAAAGGCCGGUUUGAUUGCCACCAGUCCGGAGUCGGAGAACGGUGCGAUUGCGACUGGAAGACUAGCAACCACAACUUCGAUCAAGCGAUUCUACGAGAAAGCGGACGAAAUUUCUGACGUAGAUGCGCAAGUUGCAGUUGCGGCACCUCCGAUCCUCCGCAUGGCUGUCCUCCUCUCCGGUUCUGGUACUACCUUGCAAAACAUUUUGGACAAAAUCGAAGACAAAACCCUUCCCUCCUGCUCCGUUUCCGUCGUCAUCGCUUCGCGGAAAGACGCGAAGGGAAUUCAACGGGCGGAGAAAGCUGGGAUUCCGGUCCAUGUUGUGGAGAGCAGGAAGUACAAAGGAAAUGCUACAGAUGAGGAUAAAUGGGAAAAAAUGUCGCAAGACGUGAUCGAAAUCCUCAAUUCCAACUACCAAGUCGACUUGAUCGUCCUCGCCGGCUACAUGUGCAAAUUCCUCAUUCCCGAACAACUUCAGAACAAAGUGAUCAACGUGCACCCGAGUUUGCUCCCCGAGUUCGGCGGGAAGGGCAUGUACGGCGAUCACGUGCACCAAGCCGUUUUGGACAAUAAAAGAACCGAAUCCGGCUGCACGGUGCAUUUUGUCACGAACGGGGGGUAUGACGAGGGGCCGGUGAUUCUGCAAAAAAUCGCUUCGGGGAUCGAUCCGGAGAAGGAUACUUGUGUCACAGUCCGGGACAAAGUCCAAGCAUUGGAGCGGAAAGCCUUGAUCCAGGUGAUUAAGUGCUGUUCGGACCUCGGUGUGGAAACGGUGGCUAGUAUCGUCGCGGGGGAGCAGGGAAUAGCUUCCAAAUCUUCUUCCAAACAGCCCGCUUCCUCCAUCUCCACGAAGGAACCCACCACCGAUUCUGAAGCGGCUCCUUAUCAAAUCGGGAAAUCCACAACGGAAAUCGCGGACGACCGGCCCAAACACGAGUAUCCUGUGCAAAAGUAUCGUACUCGUAUUGCAAUCAUGCGUUACAAAUCUUUUUCUUGAGGCAGAUCAGCAUUACAAAUUUUAUUUCUCAUGCUGAGGAAAUGGAAAUCAAAUGCAUUUAUACGAGUGCGAUACUUUUGCAGUUCAUAACGAGUGCGGGAUCGCGAUGAUCAAACUACGGAAGCCGCAGGAGUACUACCAGAAAAAGUACGGCAUCGACAGCAAGGUCGGGGUGGAUUUGAUGUAUGUCAUGCUCGAGAAGCAACGGAACCGGGGACAGGACGGCGCGGGGAUUGCCUGUGUGAGAACCGACGCGGAUCCGGGGGAACCAUACGUCGAUGUGUGCAAAUCCUGCGACAAAAACGCGAUUGAACAUCUGUUCGAAACCACGGUGCCGGAGUCGCAGAAGUCAUUCGUAGGUGAGUUGUAUUUGGGACACGUGCGGUACGGGACUUUCGGUUCUCACUCCAUUGACCAACUACACCCCUUUUUGCGCGAAUCCAAUUGGCGGAGCAAAUGCGCGCUACUGGCCGGGAACUUCAAUUUGACGAAUUCCGACUACUUGUUCGACCGUUUGGUCGAGUCCGGCCAGCACCCACGGGCGAAAUCCGACACGGUGACCUGCCUGGAGAUCAUCGGACAGGAGCUGGACGCGGAGCACAACAGAAGGUACGUGAACUUUAGCUCGCAGGGACAUGUCGCGAAGAAGUGUCAGGAGCUGGUGGAGGAGAAUUUGGACUUAGGGUUCGUCUUACAGGAAGCAGCGAAGGACUGGGAUGGCGGGUUUGCGAUGGUCGGGACGCUUGGGACGGGAGAUGCGUUCGCAAUUCGGGAUAGGCACGGGAUCCUAUCCAGGAAAAAACAAGCAUCCUCGUGCAUUUUAGGCAUGACAAACACAGGACUUCAUACAUGUGGCGCAUGACAAAUUGGAUGGGGAUGGUCAGUUCCUUGUGGAUAGAUCCGGCCGUGUUUCUACUGGAUGGACGAGGAAUUCAUCGUGGUGGCGAGCGAACGAGGGGUCAUUGCGAGCGCUUUUCAGGUAGAUUAGAGUGCAGCUUCUGCUACUUAUGCUAAACAUCAACAUGACAACUGGUCGCGCUGAGUAGCUGCAUGACAGACCUUUGUUUUUCCAGGUCUCACUUCUUGAUGUUGAAAGUCAAACUCGAUCACGCUCUGAUCAACAUUGUGCGAUUACUUUCCUCCGCAUGACAACAUCAGGUGAAAGACCAUGCGGAAAUCCACGAGCUAACCCCCGGGCACGCGCUUCUUAUGCACUGCCACGCCCGUGAUCCCGCCAUCUUUAAAAAUGUCUCAGAAAUGGCCUCGGGAAUGUAAGGCGGAGGCAAUUCCCACAACGCCGGCGCCCCUCAUUGUGGUUGCAGGGAAGAGGGGCACACAAGGCGUCGAGCCGGGCCAUCGCAAAGCAGCUUCCUCGAGACGCGGCGCCCGCUGCCGUAUUUGGCGCAUUUUUGUGGCGCGCAAUGCGGGCCGCGGCUGGCGUUGACGUUCGGGCGCCGCCCGUUUGCCCCUUAUCCCUUUGCCGGCCUCCCCUUGCAUAUAUGGACGCGAAGUGCCGCAGCGCCACACUUGUGUCGGGCCUAUCUGUGCCCGCUUUCGUUUUGUCGCAGGCGCGCCGGCGUCUUGUCCGCAGCCCGGUUCGAAGCAUUGCAGGCGCCCCGUCUGCCCCUGCAUUUCCGCCGCCCCGGCGGUUCAGUGCCUGCUCUGACAGGUUGGGACCUUCAGCGGGGCUGCCUCUGUAAGAAGGCAGUGUGCUGGCCUUGCCGCUGUUCCUUUCUUUGUUUCUGUGGCAGCCAGGCACGGGCCCGGCCUUGCUUUCUGCGCGGCGGACUGCUAUUCUGGCCCUCCUCCCUUGUGGGCGGCAGGCACGGCCGGCCUCACCCGGGAGGGCAAGCAACCAACUGCCGGCCUCCCAUUGGUUGGCCGCCUGCCGGCGCCGCUUGGCCACAGCCGGGCGCCUCGUCAGCCCAUUGUCGUGGCGCAUUGCUUUCGCACGCGCAGGCGCGCCCCUUGGCGCGAGGGGGAUGCUGCCCUGCUUCUCUAGAUCACAGACAGGGCCACCGUGUCACGCGCGUGACACGGGCGGACCCGGCUUCGUUUUUUCUCGUCUCUUGCUGGUCUUGGGUGGUUUGGUGGCAAGCAGAAUUGCUUCAGUCAGUUUCCCUUCGCUUCUACCGCCAAAGCCCAGGGGACUGCCACGUGUGUGCGUCUAUGAUUGGCAUCCAAGGCAGUCUUGGACCUGGGGCGAGGGCCUGCCUCAGCCCGCGAGCCCUUCCUGGCUUCUGCCAGCCGGACCGGCCGCCGGCCGACAACCAGGCAGGCGCCCCCGCGCGGGCCGUGUUGGCCUUGCUUGGAUGCAAGUGCCGGCGAAGGCGUUGCAGCGGCUUCUAGGCAAAGCCGAAACGUAUGAAGUUAAUGGGGCUGCUGAACUCAUUGGCGCAGCCACUGGCGCCAUGUGUGGCGCCGCUCCUCUCCCUCGGCACGACUUAGGCACUCCUUCACCAACGAGAGCGGCGGCCAGCAGCCGGAUGAAGCAGCAGCCGCCGGAGUUCGCGAGCGCGGCCCCAAGACCCAGAGUCCGACGAUGAUGAGCGUUGAGGAGCUUCAGCGCCCCGAUUACAGCUGGCCCUUUGUGGAUAUUGCGUAGAGCAAAACUCUAUUUGGCUUGUGGAGGCCACAUGUUGUAAGCUAUUUGGCUUGUGGAGGCCACAUGUUGUGAAUCAGAAUCAGAAACGUCGCGAAUGAGAAUCAGAAUCAUGGUGAAUCUGAAUCGGGCUACGGUAGUAAAAAGAUCGCGAAUGAAGCGAAGAAAAUUGAAAGGACCGGGCCAAGAAAGUAGGCAAAAAAAAAGGCCAAAGCGAAGCCACACGCGCUGCCGGGUGCCGCAUUUCUGUAAAGGGAGGAAAAAUGCCGAGGCCUUCGCAUUUUUUUCUUUGGGGAAAAAACCUGAGAGCUUUUGCAUUUUUUUCCUUCAGGGAAAAACCUAAAAAAGUUCGCGCGAUUUUCUAUUACAAAAAAACCAAAAAAGCUGCGCGCGAUUUUCUACUACAAAAAAACCAAAAAAGUUGCGCGCGAUUUUCUACUACAAAAAAAGAAACCCAAAAAAGUUGCGCGGGAAUCCCCCCUCGAAAAAAACCAAAACCGAAGACGGGCCAUUUUCUCUGCCUUUCCCCGAUGGCAUGAGGCCGAUCAGGCCGGCGAUUUUUCACAUUUCUGGCCUUUAGAAAAUCGCGCGCAGCUUUUUGGGUUUUUUUGUAAUAGAAAAUCGCGCGCAACUUUUUUGGUUUUUUUGUAAUAGAAAAUCGCGCGCAGCUUUUUUGGGUUUUUUCUAGAAGAAAAUCGCGCGAACUUUUUUAGGUUUUUCCCUGAAGGAAAAAAAUGCAAAAGCUUUCAGGUUUUUUUCUGAAGGAGAAAAAUGCAAAAGCCGCGAAAUUUUUUCCCCAAUAGCAGAAAUGGCGCCACGGUUUUCCGCGUUUCGGCUUUUUCUGGUGUUGCUUUUUUGCGGGUUUCGCAGUGCCCUUGCUGGUUUUUUUUCAGCUUUUCAGGAUGCCCCUCAUUCGUCUCAUAUAUUCGGCAAGAAUUGCCGCGCGGAUCAAGUUCAUAACGAUCGCCACAGCGACCCGAGAGUAAGGGAACCGAUGGCAAAUCCGUCCGAGAUUGAUGCGACCGAUCUCGGGCGCGGGCCGUUGCGCCGUGGCGAACGAGUCCGACCCUGUGAAAAAGAUGCCUUUGCGUGAAGGCUGCAAAGGCUCAAAAUUUCUGCGAAACUGCGAAGAAGAUCCGCGGCGCGGCAGUAUUGCCGUCUUUUCCGGUGUUAUGUUGCAAGGCCGCGGCAUCUCCAGAGCAGUUGCGGAGUGAUCUACAGAGCAGGCCCAGAGCGCUCCUCGCGCUUUUGAUAUCUCGGAUGGAUGUCCUGCAGAGCACGCCCAGGCCGAUUGCUAAGACUGGGCACGUGAAUACUGUCGGCCGGUCCGACGGAGGGGGGCCGGAAUGGGCGGCCGGCGCUUCGGGCAGUUCUUCGGGAUUUGGGCGCGGCCAGUGAGCACGCAGCGAACGAAGGGGCGAAGAACUGUGGCGGGCGGAGAGUCCGGCGCAGGGUUGUGCAGGUUUUUGCGGGUAAAGAGUAGGGCUGUGGAAGCCCGGCCGGCCCGGCCGCCGGGCUCAGGAUGUUUGUAGAAGCUUCGCGCGCCGCAGCUGUCGCGUGCGACCUUGGCCGGCGACACCUACCGCACUGCUUUGAUGGUAGGCGGCCCGGUGUGUGCCUUUGCAGGGGCAGGCCGCUGGCCCGGCGCGCUACCUAGCUGGGCACCCAAGGCAAGGCCGCCGAUUGGGGGGCCUGGGGAGGGUUGGGCCCGGUUUUUCUUUCUUCAGGGAAAUCGUAUUGGGGGGAAGAAGCCAGGGCCCCUCUCGGUUUUCCCCAAGGAAACCUGCUUGGCGUGUUUCUUACAAGCGCACAAGCAAAGGCGCGCCGGCGCGCUGGUUUGUAUUUUCGCAGAAAGAAACUAGGAAACACGGCCCGCGCAACAGACGCAGGCCGCGGCGCGUGCUCGGACGGGCGGGCCGCACUGUGUGGGCCGCGCGCUCGCAUGCGCGCCCUGUCAGCCGGCCACCAGCCGUCGCACGGAUUGCCAGCCGGCCACCAGCUUUGCGCGCUGGGCGACCACCUUUGUCCUAACCAGCGCGCAACACCCUCCGAGGGGCGCUCCCCGUUUUUCCGAACCGUGGCGCCAUCGUGUCACGCGUGUGACGCGAGCGGCAUGCGCUUCAGUUUUGCAGCGUGGUGGCGUAGGGCGCGCGCCCCGGGGGUUCGCCGGGUCUGUGGUUUUGGGUCUAUAUCUAUUGCCCGCGCCCAAUCUUCGCGCCGGCCGGCGGUCCGCCAAUGUAGGUCGUCCAGGACGGCGCAGAUAAUUCCCGUGGCCCGUCAUUCCGCUGCUAUGGCGUGCCCAUCGUGUCGCGCAUCAGUGAUGUGCGACGUAUAAAUGCGACCAAGGCGAUGACUCCGAUGCGCGGCGAUAUAUGCAAAGUCGGGACAUUUCUGAGCAGAUUCCUGGAGCAUUCCUGAGGCAUUUCCAGACCCCCUCUGAUCACGGGCGGUCCGUGCGUAAGCUUCUCCUAAAAGCCAACGAGCAGAAUUCUCUCCCCAUCGAGCGCUGCAUUUUGCAACCGGAAACUCCAAGAAAGUGCGUCUUUGAAAGAAUCUACUUUUCAAGGGCCAACGACCCGGACAUCUACAGAGAGCGGCUCGCUCUCGGUCGGGAGCUAGCCGCGCCGGUCCUGGACUCCAUCGCGAACUGCUGGGAAACUUCGGUUUUGAAUUUCGUUCCCAACACGGCCGAAAUCGCUUUGACCGGUUUGUCGAUCGAGAUUAACAACUUGAUCUGGCAGCGGAUGAAGUCUUCUAGUCCAACCAACGCGGAAUUCGGGUUCAACUUCUCGAGCAACACAGCAUCGAAUGCGACAAACAGCUCCAAUUCCAUCAACCAACGACAGCAGUGCCAGAUCCCGGUGGAAAAACUGAUUUUCAAGGACGCGAAGCUCCGAACGUUCAUCAGCAAAGACGAGGGCAGGUGUCAACUCGCAUCUACCGCGUAUGAGAUGACGCCGGGGAUCGUGAAACGGGGGGAGACGACUUUAGUGACGAUCGACGAUAGUAUUGUCCGCGGGACUACGCUGAAGAUGUCGAUGAUCCCGAGAUUAGACGCGUUGCAGCCGAAGAGGAUUUUAUUCGUGUCUUCCGCACCGCAAAUCCGGUUCCCGGAUUGCUACGGGAUUGACAUGAGCAGACUGGACAAUCUAGUCGCGUUCCGGGCGGCAGUGGAACUGUUGAAAGAUAAGAAAAUGGAGCACGUUUUGGAGGAAACCUACCGGAAAUGCGUCGAGACGCUCCGGUCGACUGAAGAGGAGAUCUACAAUCAAAACAGCAGCUUUUACCAACAACAGAUUUCCGGCGGCAGCUUUUACAAUCACGUGAAGGACAUUUAUUCUCCGUUUAGCGAAGAGGAAAUAUCCGCGAAGAUCGCGGAACUCGUCACGGACAAGGAUAUCAAAACGCCAGUCACCAUGCUGUACCAAACGGUCGAGGGCAUGCGCCGCGCGAUUCCGGACUCGACCGGCGAUUGGGUCUUUACCGGCGAUUUCCCGACGAUUGGGGGGAUUAGAUGUAGUUUGCAAGCGUUCGUGAACUUCUACGAGGGGAGGCAGACAAGGUCUUACUCGACCCGCGGGUCGGAGCGGGAGCAGGUGGUGGUGAUUGGGUCUGGAGGGAGGGAGCACGCUUUAGCCUGGCGCUUGUCCCAGUCGAAGCAGGUGAAGAAGGUUUAUGUCAUUCCGGGGAACGGAGGAAGCGGUCGGAAGAUUCUCAACGUAGGAUCUGAUGUUCCGAUCAACAGCAAAACCGACUUCCAGGAAUUGCGGGAUUUCUGCAAGCAAAAGCAAAUCUCUUUGGUCGUCGUUGGCCCGGAGCAACCUUUGGUUGAUGGCAUUACGGAUUCAUUGACGAAAGAGAAAAUCCUAGUUUUCGGUCCGACGAAGAAGGGCGUGAUACUCGAGGAAUCCAAAGCGUGGUCGAAAGAUUUCAUGAAGCGGUGGAACAUUCUAUCCAGAGUUUUUCCCGUACACGUAAACGUUAUCACGGGCGCUCCUGGAUGGCGAUGGGACCCAAUCUGAAAUUAUCUCCGAUUUUUUUAAGAUUUUUUUUUUCAAAAAAAAAUUUUGCUUCGAUAAAAUGCUGCACGCCCGCCCUGCCAAAGCCGGGGAGCCUUUGCUUGGCGCGGCGGCGGUAUUCCCCGCGAGGCGCAUCGCCUGUUCUAGCGCAUAGAGCCCGCGCGAUUGCGCGGCGUCCUAAGGCACAGGCGGCAUGACACGCUGCGCGCUGCUUCCCUGCACUAUGCUGCGCGAGCUCUAGGUGUCACGCCCCGGCCCCCAUUCUCCCUAGCGGUUUUUAAGUUGCCCGCGCCGGCCCUGCGAGCGGGCGUCCCGCCUAGGUGGGCGCCGCUGAUACCCUGAGGGCAACGCAACAUUGGGCACGCACCUGCUGCGCGCACCCUGACGGAGCCCUAAGUAGCCGCCUCGGGCAUCUUGAUUGUCCCUCUUUUUCCCCCUCCUUAUCCGCAGACCAAAAGGUCUAGAAGGAAAAAGCUAUUUUGAAGAGCCGAAAAAAGAUAUUUUGGGAAGCCAAAAAAAGAUAUUUUCGGAAGCCGAAAAAAGAUAUUUUGGGCGACGCCUUUUUGGCCAGAAAGUGUCGCGGAAAGCUCCGCGGAAGUAUCUCGGAAUAUUUCCAGAAAUAUCUCCCGAAAUAUCUCCAUAGCAUCGGCGCUAAAAUAACUUUUGAGAUAGUUUUUUUUGCUUUCCUCGUCGCUCGCGGAGAUAUUUCGGGAAAAUCCGGAGAUAUUUUGGGAGACGAAAAAAAGAUAUUUCGGAAGCCAAAAAAAAGAUAUUUCGGAAACAAAAAAAAAGCUAUUUUUGGCCUUCGUCUUUGUUGUCCGUCUUUGCUAGAAGAAAACCCCCCGAUUUGUGAAGGCGCGAACCCACCAACCCACCCACAGACAAAGGCCGGGGGCUGAUCGCUUGUCGCUUCCUUCUCAAAAGAUGCGGCGCCGCCUUCUCAAAGCAAUGAGGGGCCACUGCAUGGGCACCCACAUGAAAAGCCCUAGGCAAUGGCAGGCUUUUGGGCCUCUUCGAGAGGAUGCGUGAGCAGGCUGCGGCAAGCUCUUGGGCGCCUAAGGUCCGGCGACCUGUGAUCUAGCGGCUGUGAUCGAGUGAAGAGCCGCGCGAAACAUCCUGCCGACGCCCGCGGUGUGGCCGUGGGUUAGGGAGCGAGGGCCGGGAACAUUCAGGCCCAGAGCACGCCCCACUGCGCUAAUAGAUGCUGGAGAGGGCACAAAGCCGGCUGCCUCCAAAGGGGCAAAAAAAAAAUUUUCAAAAAAAAUAUCAAAAAAACGGACGAAAUCCGGACGAAAUUUUUCAUCAGCUGCGCCGAUUGUCCAGUAAAGAUGCUGUUUCUGCAUCACAAAACUUUCCCUCAACAUUCUUCGUUAGCUUGACAAGUUCAGAUGAAGUUCUUGGAAACUCCAAAGUGGCGGAAUUUGUCAUGCAUUUUGUACAUGUGCGGAAAAUUUGCAUUGCAUACAUUCCAACAGCGGAAUACGAGAUUUUCCGACGGAAAGAAGGAGAAGAAGGUCUGGAACACGGGAAGAACUACAUCGACAAACACUGGCCAGUAGUAGUGAAGGCAUCUGGCCUAGCCGCGGGGAAGGGAGCGAUCGUGCCGAAAUCAGUUGAGGAGGCGAAGGAGGCGCUGACUGGGAUGUUGAUGAAGAACGAUUUCGGCUCUGCGGGGGAAGAAGUCGUGGUGGAGAAGAUGCUGCCGGGAAGGGAAUUAUCAGUCCUAGCUCUCUCCGAUGGCAAAAACAUCAAAAUCUUACCAUUAGCGCAGGAUCACAAGCGCGCCUUCGACAACGACGAGGGGCCGAACACUGGCGGCAUGGGGGCGUUUGCGCCCGUGAACGACAUCUCUUCGGGUUUAUUAGAGCGGAUUAAACAGACCUGCUUAACCCCCUGCGUCGACGGGAUGCGGGAGGAGGGGAGGCCGUUUGUAGGGGUUUUGUUCGCGGGCUUGAUGUUGUCGGGGGAUUUGCAGGACGAAAGCAAAACGGUUAUCAACGUCUUGGAGUACAUAUGAACUGGAAAAGUAUCGUACUAGUAUAAAUCGCAUUACAAAUUCCCCCAGCAUUACAAAUUGCAUUUGUAAUGCUGGUUUACCUUGAGAAUCGGAUUUGUAAUGCAUAAACGCAAUUACUACGAGUACGAUACUUUUGCACGGGAUAUUACAACUGCCGAUUCGGGGAUCCGGAAACGCAGGCGGUGAUGUAUUGUGAGGAAAAAUCCCCCCUCCCCAUAGCGAAAGCGGAAUUUGUGUUGCUGUAUUUGAGUACACAAAUCACAUCUGUCUUGCUAGAGUGGACUGCAGACCCAUAUCAAGCCUGAGCAGAGAUGCUUUGACUUAGGCGCUUAGCAUGAGAAGCGUCCGUGAUGUUGGCUCAACAGCAUGACAAACCGCCUCCAUAAUGGGACGGAAGCUGCUGCCCUUGUCUUCUUGCAACACAAACGUGAUUUGUGACCUCAAAUCAGCAACACAAAUUUUCGAAAGCCUACCCCUUCAAUAUGGGGAGGGAGGAUUUUUCCUUGCGAUAUGAUGCCGCUAUUAGAAGGGGAUUUCUACCAGGCGUUGGUUCUCUGCUGCCAGGGACGCCUGGAUCAGGCGGCGUUGGUGGUUGCGAAGGGGUACUGCGUGUCCGUUGUCGUCGCGUCCGGCGGGUAUCCGAAUAGUUACGAGAAAAACAAAACGAUUUCCGGGUUGGAGAAGUUGACGUCGAUGCCGUCCAUCUGGACCUUCCAUGCCGGGACGAAAGUGGUGUCAACGUCGAAUGGAUCUACUUCCGGCUCCGCUUCCACCACGGCAUCGGAAGCCGCGGUUAGCCGGGAAAACUCGAAACAGAGCAACACCAGUCCCAACGCGUCUCCGACCACAUUUUCCUCUUCUGUGAACACCCACCAGAACAAGCAGAAGAACACGGAGACUGUGACGUCCGGCGGCAGGGUUUUAGCCGUUUCUGCUCUUGGCCGCACUUUAGAACAUGCUAUCAAACUCGCGUAUCUCGGGGUGGAGCAAGUGCAAUUCGAAAACGCUUUCUACCGGUCCGAUAUCGCUGCCAUGGGCACGAGGCAGCACCGGUUCAUCACACCAUCUUGCGGAAGUAGCUCCUCUGGAGCUUCUUCUAGCAGUUCCGGUGCGAAUCAGCAACAGAAAUUGACCUACAAAGCGGCGGGGGUCGAUAUCGACGCCGGGAAUGCGUUGGUUGAAAACAUCAAACCGUUUUUGAAGCAGACGGCAAUAUCAAAUGUAAAAAUGUCUGGGUCUGGAAACUUGUGAUGCUGGGUGGCGCAUGAUGGGGAGGCCACAAAUGCUGGCUCAGCAUGACAAGUUUCUGAGCUUCUAGGUGUUGCCUAUUCUGCAUGACAAACUGCGUUCCUGCAUCACAGAAAAUGAAAAGCGGAGCUCUUGCGUAACGUGCAUGACAGAUUUAAGAGUCAUGCCAGACAAACAUGACAAACAUGAAUUCUUCCAGACCCAGACAUUUUUACAUUUGAUAGGCAAGACCGGGCUGCGAAUUCGGCAAGGAAUUAUCCUUUGGCGGCUUCUGCGAUUUGAAAUCGGUGAACUACAAGGACCCAGUCCUAGUUUCCGGGACGGAUGGGGUGGGGACGAAGUUACUCAUCGCGAACAAUCUGAACAAGCACGGCACGAUCGGCAUUGAUUUGGUCGCGAUGUGUGUCAACGACUGCUUGGUUCACGGUGCGGAACCGCUGUAUUUCCUAGAUUACUUCGCUAUCCUGAGUAAAAACGUCCCCACACCAGAGUCAGGAUGGGGAUUUUGCAACACAAACCUAGGAGUUUUGUGAGUCACGCAUGACAAGUUGCACUCCGCAGUGUAGUGCAGGUCAGCAAGUGCAGCCGCAUCGCAGAUUCAUCUGCUCAUCCUGUUCACAGCAUCACAAAUUCCAAAACACGAUUGGAAAUGGCUCUCAUGGGGAUGCGCAUUACAAGUCUUCCUGUCUUUGCAAAUCUGCAUUACAACUCUGGCGUGGGGACGUUUUUACUCAGGAUAUUCGCGACCGGGAAGUUAUCCGUCGAGCAAGCGACGGAAGUGAUCAAGGGGGUGACGAUCGGGCAUGAAUUGCAAAAAUGUCUGGGUCUGGAAGAUUCCAACUUGUCAUGGUAAAUCUGAAGCAUGCGAAAAUCUGUGUUGCAUGAGUGCCAAAAGCUGUACACUUCUGACCAAGUUGGAGGGGAGUUUCUCAUGCAGGAUAGGCAUGGCAGAGACCUCGCAGAGUCUGUCAUGCUAAGUCCCGCACUCCAGACCUCAUGGGCCAUGGAAAAUCUGCAUGACAAGCCUACACUUUUCCAAACCCAGACACUUUUACAUUUGAUAUCGGGUGUAAGCAGGCGAACUGCGCAUUGAUCGGCGGGGAGACGGCGGAGAUGCCGGGGUUGUACAGUCCUGGGGAAUACGACGUCGCUGGGUUUUCCGUCGGGAUUGUGGAGAGGAGUAAGAUUCUGCCGAGAACGAGCGAACUCAAACCGGGGGUUUGCAUUUUAGGCUUGGGCUCGUCCGGCGUCCACAGCAACGGAUUAUCGUUAGCACGGAAAAUCGUGUCUUCCACUUUGAACCCGGAGACCGCGAAACCGUUCACGUUCCAGGACCCAGCGCCCUUCGACCCCUUGAUGUCACUGGGCGAUUACUUGCUGUUACCGACAAAAAUCUACGUGAAGCAACUGCUGAAACUCAUGCAGGAGGAGAAAAUUCUGGCCGCGGCGCACAUCACCGGCGGGGGUCUGUUGGAGAACAUCCCGAGAAUUCUACCGGACAACAUUGACGCGAAACUCUCCGCGGCGAACUGGACUUUACCCCCGAUUCUGCACUGGCUGUUCUCCUCCGGCGGGUUGGACCCCAUGGAAAUGGCGCGGACGUUCAAUUGCGGAUAUGCAUUGCAAAAGUAUCGCACUUUGUGCAAAUAGCAUCACAAAUUUCGGAAAGAAGAUGAAAACUUGAAGUAGAAGAAAUAGAAUUUGUAAUGUCGUUUCAGGUUCGGAAAGAGUUUUGACAUGCAUGACUGCAAAAAUUACUACAAUGAGUGCGAUAUUACUCUUGCAAUGCAUAUCGGCAUUGGGAUGGCGAUCUUCGUGAAGCCGGAGGACGUGGACUACGUGAAACUGACUUUGAAAAACGAAUUUAACGAGAGUGUUUUUGACAUCGGGAAAUUGGAAGAAGGAUGCGGCGAGGUGCGGUUGCAGGACGCGGAAUUGGCGUGGCAAAAUGAGAAAGGCGUUGAUGUAGGGAACACAUCGACGAUGGUUUCCCCGGACAUGGGCUUCGUGGGGGCGUGA